CCUGUCAUCCCACACGCUGGUUAAGCUUAGCCCAGUUUAUUACAAUGAGAUUAGUUAAUGACUAACAUACGAAGCACUACUACUAUUCUACGUUCGACGGUCAACAUUAGGCACUUCUUUUUUGGGCGCCUGUUGGAUUUCGUUUCAAUCUUUUGUUUCGCGAUUUGGGUUCAUUUCCAAAAUGGACGCCCUUCGUCGAGUAGUAAGAAAAAGUCCAACCUCGAUGGGAUCGUCUUCACAUAAAAAGCUUAGUGAAGGUUGGCAGGACAACCGUGAGCCGGUGACGGAGGGGGUGACGUUCUACCUCAAGUACCUAGGAUCGUCACUAGUGGUGGAGCUUCCUGAUGAUGAAACAUACGGAAAUGGGAUCAGCGCUCUGGCUGUGCAUACAAUUGUUACCAUGGCAAAGAAUAUUGGGAAGAAACUGAAGAAAGUGUCUUUAACAAUAUCACCUGUAGGAAUCUACAUGACUGACCUAGUAACCAAGGAAAUCUCUCUCAAUGUCUCAGUAUACAGAAUCUCAUUUUGCACGGCAGACCGGUUUCACGACAAAGUGUUUGCGUUCAUCUCCAGGAACACGACUAACGAGACAAUGGAGUGCCAUGCCUACCUUUGUGCCAAGAAGAAUGUGGCCAAGGCUGUUACACUAACGGUUUACAACGCAUUCAAGCUUGCCGAGGAUGGUUGGGCCGAGAAACAGCAGACUUGCAAAGCUCAGAAGGAGAAAGAAAAUCACCACAAGGUGGCUGAACUAUCGAGUACAGGUAGAAACAGCCACGUCACUCACCAGGUGAUCAAACCCAUGAUACACGAGACAUCCAGCAGGUCAAUGGACAGUACAGAGGAUCCUUUUACAGAUUCAAGUGCUGCUGUAGAGAGCCGGUUGAAAGUAACACCAACGAAACAGUUUGAAAGAAGUGCAUGGCAACAGUUCAGCGACGGUGAGGAAGAAGAUUCAGACGAUGAUUUCUCACGAUUUGCUGAGAACCGUGGUCGUACUUGUCGACUGCCGUCAUUUGGCACGGACCUGCGACAGGAGGACAUUGACGAGGGGGUGGAGCAGUACAUGGAUGGCCAGGGGUCGUACGAAGCAUUCUCCAGACAGAAGUCUCUUGAAGACCUGCUCAACUUGUGACACGAUUC
Gigantopelta aegis is the source of this 1143-nucleotide messenger RNA. Its product is annotated as low density lipoprotein receptor adapter protein 1-B-like. Bases 182 to 1135 code for a protein of 317 amino acids. Lineage: Eukaryota; Metazoa; Mollusca; Gastropoda; Neomphalida; Peltospiridae. The record is from RefSeq and is a predicted model, not a curated record. The transcript is spliced from 9 exons.